CACGAAAAGUAGUUGCGUUCCUUCCCCACCACUCGUAUCGAAUGAACGGCACUCCUUACCCGUUCGCCUUCGCUCAUCACUCAAAUCACUCGUAUACUUAAGCAAACAGUCGAAAUGAGUUCCCCAAAAGGGACGGUCAUUGUUACUGGUGCCAAUGGAGGUCUCGGAAGCGCGAUCGCCGAGCAAGUUUCUUCCGAACCAAAAUUCAAUGGGUAUCACAGCCUCUUCGCAGUCCGGGAUGCAAAGCAAGCGCCCGCUCUGGAAUCCGUUCUCUCGAAAGAAUCGCAUAGUCACGAACUUGUUUCCCUUGACUUAGCCAACCUUGAUCAUGUACGCCAGGUCGCUGAGGAUAUCAAUGCGCGCGUUGCAAGAGGAGAAAUCCCUCCGAUUCAGGCGCUGAUUCUCAAUGCCGGAUUCCAGGAUUUCGGCAAGCAAAUUUGGACCGAGGAUGGUUUCGAUGUAACAUUUCGCGCGAAUUAUCUCGGCCAUUGGUUAUUAACGCUGCUACUUCUGAAGAGUAUGAAUAAAGAAUCCGGUCGCAUAGUUGUAAUCGGAAGUCAAUCUCAUGAUCCGUAUGAUAAACGCAAUGAAAGCACGGGAGUUUUUACGGAGGAGAGGUACAAGACCGUGGUGACUGAUCAGGCUGGUUUUGAUGCAAUAGCGAAAGGCACCUGGAGUUCCGCGAAAGAGGACCCGUCAUGGCGAAGCGGGUUCCGUCGCUACGGCGCAUCUAAGCUCUUCCUCGUCAUGAUGGUCUAUGGACUCCAACGCCGAAUGAACACAGAUCCCGUUCUAGAUAAUGUCUGUAUCCUGGGUGUCGAUCCGGGUACUAUGAUGACAGGUCUACAACGCCGCGCGACUUGGUUUAUUCGGGUUCUCAUAUUUCAGAUUAUUUACCCAAUCAUCGCUUUUCUUAUACCGAACGGACCAGUGCGAACUACUGGACAGUCUGCCUCACGGGUGUUACAUGCCGCGCUUGAAUCGAGUCCAGAACUGGGGGCAUCUCCUAAAGGAUUAUAUUUCCUUGGCGAGGAGCUUUAUGAGCCGAGUGCUGAGUCCAGAGAUACUCAUAAGGGGGACUUAGUUUGGAAGGAAAGUGUGAAGUAUACGCACUUGGAAGAGCGCGAAACUAUUCUAAGAAAUUGGCAGUGAUUAAUAGUUGAGAUGCCUACCUCCCCUCCAGGGCUGUAAUGAAAAUGAAAAUUACAGCAUACUGCGCAUUGAAAUUGAAGAUCUGAUUGGCUGAUUUUUCCUACUAGUGCUGUAUGUCUUAGAGAGAUUUGUUUGUAAGUACCUACCUACCUAGGUACAUACAUUGUAGGUAGGCUACCUAGCUGUUAGAUAAGUGCUUGUUUCGUAGCAAC
This is a messenger RNA of Hypoxylon trugodes, 1364 nucleotides long. RefSeq names its product putative short-chain dehydrogenase. The transcript has 2 exons. NCBI's taxonomy places the organism in Eukaryota, Fungi, Ascomycota, Sordariomycetes, Xylariales, Hypoxylaceae. The record is from RefSeq and is a predicted model, not a curated record. The coding region runs from base 115 to 1152 and encodes 345 amino acids. Gene Ontology annotation, molecular function: oxidoreductase activity.